CAGCGCGCGUGGCGGCGACGGCGGCGGCCAAUCAGGGAGGCGGGGCCGCGCGUGGCGGGAAAUGGCGGCGGCGGUGGCGGCGGCGGCGCUGCUGGAGCGGCUCAAGGCGCUGGCGUGCCCCCCCGCAGUGGAGGCGGCGGCGGCGGAGCCCCCCGAGGCCCUGCGGCUGCUCUGCACCCCCUCGGCCCGGCGCCUGGCCCUGCUCGAGUGGAUCUGCUGCCGGGUGCACCCCCCCCUCGGCGCCCGCCUGGCCGCUCUCGAGGACGCCCCCGAGGACGCCCGGCUGCAAGAACUGGUGGAACUGGGAGCAGAGCUGAUGCUGUGCCGGGCCGAUGACCUGCCGCUGGCGAAGGGCACGGCGCCCCCCCAGCAGCAGCUCGAGUUCAUCACAGACCUGCUGGACGCGGCCCCCCCGCCGGGGGACGAGAGCCAGGACUCCCCCCCCAGCAGGGACCCAGGCGUCCGGGCCCCCUCUUGCAGGGACCCAGGCGUCCGGGUGCCCCCAGCCCCAAGGGGGCCCAGGCGUCCGGGCAAGCGGAGGCCGCAGGAGCUGGCGGCGGCCCUGGAGGAGACGACGCGGCGCCUGGAGCGGCUCAAGGCCCAGCACCCCGAGCUGGGGGGGCCGCCCGGCGAGGCCCCCCCGGCCCUGCUGACCCUGGGGCUGGCGGCCCGCGACCUCGGCGCCCUGGCGACGGCUUUCCAGGCCACGGAGCUGCGGGACCCCGGGGCCCCCCCGGGCCGGGGGGAGCCCCCCGCCCUCAGCCCCUGCGGCCCCCUGGCCCCCCAGGUCCACCGGGGCCUGCAGUGCUUCGUGCAGGGGGGGUUCAGGGAGGUUCCUUGGGUCCCAUAG
Dromaius novaehollandiae (emu) is the source of this 850-nucleotide messenger RNA. RefSeq names its product HAUS augmin like complex subunit 7 (gene HAUS7). Gene Ontology annotation, cellular component: HAUS complex. Bases 62 to 850 code for a protein of 262 amino acids. The record is from RefSeq and is a predicted model, not a curated record. Lineage: Eukaryota; Metazoa; Chordata; Aves; Casuariiformes; Dromaiidae. Gene Ontology annotation, molecular function: microtubule minus-end binding. Gene Ontology annotation, biological process: spindle assembly; centrosome cycle. The transcript is spliced from 9 exons.